Molecule: messenger RNA, 986 nt
Organism: Leucoraja erinaceus (little skate)
Lineage: Eukaryota; Metazoa; Chordata; Chondrichthyes; Rajiformes; Rajidae
Product: copper chaperone for superoxide dismutase-like
Exons: 8
Biological process (GO): removal of superoxide radicals
Molecular function (GO): copper ion binding
Source: RefSeq, a predicted model, not a curated record
UUCCGGGGGAAGGUUUGUGAGUGCGGGACAACAUGGCCGCCAGUGAAGGCGCAGCGAUGAAGAGCAGACUGGAGUUUGCGGUGCAGAUGACCUGUGAGAGUUGUGCCAAAGCUGUCCGGAACGCCCUGCAGGGAGUCAAUGGAAUUGACUCGGUGCAGAUCGACGUGCAGCAGGAGCAGGUCGUGGUGGACACCACGCUGACCUCCGGGGAGGUCCAGGCACUGAUCGAGGGCACAGGCAGGCGGGUCCUGCUCAGGGGCAUGGGGCCCAGCUCACUACGGGACCUGGGUGCAGCGGUUGCGAUGCUGGGGCCGGAGCGUGGGGUGAGCGGCGCCGUGCGCUUCCUGCAGCUGUCGGAGCAGCAAUGCAUCAUCGAGGGCACGGUGGACGGGCUGAGUCCCGGCCGUCACGGGCUGCACGUGCAUGCGCCGUGCCUCUUUUUGGGAGACCUGACCGACUCCUGCCACAGCUGUGGUGGCCACUACAACCCAGGCAAGAAAAAACACGGUGGGCCAGUGGACAAGGAGAGGCACUUGGGUGACCUGGGCAACAUCCUCGCCAACGAGCUGGGCCGGGCCACGUUCCGCAUGCAGAACGAUCGACUGAAGGUCAAAGACAUCAUCGGCCGAUCGAUAGCGGUGAACAGCGGAGAAGAUGACCUGGGCAGAGGGGGUCACCCCCUGUCUCGAAUCACCGGCAACAGCGGGGAAAGUCUAGUGUGUGGGAUCAUCGCUCGUUCAUCCGGCCUCUUCCAGAACACGAAGAAGUUCUGCGCUUGCGAUGGCGUGACGCUGUGGGAUGAGCGGCAGCUGCCGACGGGCGGGAAGCCCCCCCCUUCCCCCCACCUCAAACCGCCCCUCCCCCUCCGCCCCAUUCCCCCCCAUCCCCCAGCGCCUCACCCCCUCCACUCCCCCACCCACCCCCGUCCCCGCCUCCUCCCCUCCCCACUCCUCCCUCCCCCACUCCCCGACUGUGACUCCCCUCCC